AUGUGGGGCGGACGCCGUUCGUCCGCCGCCGCCUCCCGGAACGCCGCUUCGCUCCUGCGGCUGCUGCUGGCCGCGCUGCUGGCGGCGGGGGCGCGGGCCAGCGGCGAGUACUGCCACGACUGGCUGGACGCGCAGGGCGUCUGGCGCAUCGGCUUCCAGUGCCCCGAGCGCUUCGACGGCGGCGACGCCACCAUCUGCUGCGGCAGCUGCGCGCUGCGCUACUGCUGCGCCAGCGCCGAGGCACGCCUGGACCAGGGCGGCUGCGACAACGAUCGCCAGCAGGGCGCCGGCGAGCCUGGCCGGGCGGACAAAGACGGCCCCGACGGCUCGGCAGUCCCCAUCUACGUGCCGUUCCUCAUCGUUGGCUCUGUGUUUGUCGCCUUUAUCAUCUUGGGAUCCCUCGUGGCGGCCUGUUGCUGCAGAUGUCUCUGGCCCAAGCAGGAGCCACAGCAGAGCCGAGCCCCGGGGGGCAACCGCUUGAUGGAGACCAUCCCCAUGAUCCCCAGUGCCAGCACCUCCCGGGGGUCAUCUUCCCGCCAGUCCAGCACAGCUGCCAGUUCCAGUUCCAGUGCUAACUCAGGGGCCCGGGCACCCCCAACAAGGUCACAGACCAACUGUUGUUUGCCCGAGGGGACCAUGAACAACGUGUAUGUGAAUAUGCCCACAAAUUUCUCUGUGCUGAACUGUCAGCAGGCCACCCAAAUUGUGCCGCAUCAAGGGCAGUACCUACAUCCCCCAUACGUGGGGUACACAGUGCAGCACGAUUCUGUGCCCAUGACGCCUGUGCCCCCUUUCAUAGACGGCCUGCAGCCUGGCUACAGGCAGAUUCAGUCCCCCUUCCCCCACACGAACAGUGAACAGAAGAUGUACCCAGCGGUGACUGUAUAACUCAUGGCACUGCCAGGUUCCUCUGUGAGACCGAGAUCAAAACGGGGAUGGAUUCUCAAGGUGAAAGUCCUUGCAUGUUGGUGUUUGUGGCAAGAUUCUCUUGGAUGGUCUCAUUUGUCCCCAAACUAUGAAAAUGUCUCCAAGUUAGCAUUUCUGGAUCUCUUUCAUCCCAGUGCGUCAUUGAUUCAUGAUGGAAAACUGGUAUCAGCUGGAGAUGCCUGCCUUGUUGCUCUUGGGUGUGUGACAAAUGCUUGAGCCCUUAAGUGCCCUUGAGGUUUGGUUGUCAAGAAGAAUUUUGUAAACUGAUAGAUUAAGGGUUUUUAUUAUAAACUAUUUUUCCUUUUUUGUUUUGAACUACAUAAGAUCAGAAUACCUGUUAGCUCCCUUUUACCUGGGCCCUUUUUUUAAAACAAGCAUCCAAAGUUGAGGGGAAGACGUAAAUAACACAGUUAUAAAAGGAAACUGUCUGAACUCUGUGAGAUUAGUUCUUGAUCUUAGUAUUCCACAGGCUCAUCUUAAUUUCAUUGUAAAAAAAUAUAUAUAUUGCCUAUUUUUGUGCUUUUUGGGGGCCUAUUUUGUGCUUUUUUUUAAAAACAAAGUCUUGUGUAGAGAUCUUAUUACAAAUGAUUUUCUGCAUUAAAAAGAGAUUGAAAGCAAGUGUAUCAUUUCUUAACUAAUGAAGACCCUUUGGAACUCUGGGAUUAUUUUAAUCUUGAAGUAGCAGAUGACAUAGUAAUAUAAAGCCAUUCAUCCCCUUCUUGAUUGUAUCUUUUAGUUUUUACAGUGACACCUGAGAAGUAAUUAGAUGCUUUUUGUACUGAAAUCAUAAAACCGUCAGCUGCUGCUUCUCCGAGUUGCUUUUAAUUUUGCCAUGUGGUACGGCUGGGCAUUUCCUUCUGUUUGGUUUUCGGAUCCCCAUGUCUAUAUAGUACUGAGUGCAGGUAAUUACCAUAGUUAUAAAUGAAGAUCGGUAUUUCUGCCUAGAUCUGAUAAAACAUUAUCUUGUUUUAGUUAUAAAAAUUGAAAGAAAUGCGUUACAAAGAUAUUUAGUAUAGCUCCUCAGCCAUAAUUGGAGGCGUGGGGUGAAAUUGAAGCCACAGAUAUGAUUUACUUUGCAAGUCAUAAGGCUUUUUAUACUCUCAUUGUCAAAACGGCUUAUUUUGCAGGCGAUAGGGUCUAUUAAGUCAAGAGAACAGCUUUCAGAGAAGCUGCCUUUCUUCCUCCACACACUCAGUUCUGGCUUUCCUUUCUUUCAGACUUCAGCAAGGACUGUAUCCAUUACCAGUGUUCUGAAUUAUCACAUUCGAGUGAAUAUAUCUGUGUAUCAUUUACCUAUGAGAAAGAUAAGUUUAAGUAUGCACAAGUAAAUUUCCAUCUGCUAGCAAAACCAAGAUUUGUAAUUAAAUUGUCGUAAAGUAUGGAUUUUUACACAUUUAUAUCUACUCCUAGGCUGUCUAUUAUCUAUUCUGUGUUAUGACAGAAUAAUGUAAAAUCAUUGUUGGCAAUUGGUAUCAACGAAGACACUCAAUCGAAUGUUUUAAUAACCAAAGGCGGGGGAAAUCAUUUUACUUAUUAAUAAAUAUUUUAUGGUGUGAAUUUCUACGGGA
Messenger RNA from Galeopterus variegatus (Sunda flying lemur), 2495 nucleotides. RefSeq names its product shisa family member 2 (gene SHISA2). The record is from RefSeq and is a predicted model, not a curated record. Gene Ontology annotation, cellular component: endoplasmic reticulum. Lineage: Eukaryota; Metazoa; Chordata; Mammalia; Dermoptera; Cynocephalidae. Bases 1 to 888 code for a protein of 295 amino acids. Gene Ontology annotation, biological process: negative regulation of fibroblast growth factor receptor signaling pathway; negative regulation of Wnt signaling pathway. The transcript has 3 exons.